This is a messenger RNA of Malassezia vespertilionis, 1545 nucleotides long. RefSeq lists its product as uncharacterized. Lineage: Eukaryota; Fungi; Basidiomycota; Malasseziomycetes; Malasseziales; Malasseziaceae. The transcript has a single exon. The record is from RefSeq and is a predicted model, not a curated record. The coding region runs from base 1 to 1545 and encodes 514 amino acids. Gene Ontology annotation, cellular component: TRAPPIII protein complex.
AUGGAUGGCCCCGCAUACGUGCCGCCAUUGUCGGUGAAGGUGAUGCGCAUGUCGACGCCGAGUCUUGGGACAUUGCCUGUUCCCAUGUUUGAGACGCAAGGUGAGUCUUGCUUCGACCUUGGCCCCGCAUCGGCCGUAGCGCCGUUUCCUGCAGCACAAUGGGAUGCGGUCAAAGACAGCUACGCGCGAGGCAGCGACGCACCGUUUACGUAUGCCGGACAGCACGAUGACGUACAGAAAACUUUGCGCGAUACGAUGUAUACGGACCAGCUAACGCUGCCCUCCUCCUUCGGCACAGUCUGCGUCGGCGAGACGUUCCGUGCACUUGUCUGUAUAUGCAACGAGUCCGACUCGCAGCUAGAAGGCGUGGAAGUGCACGUCGAUAUGCAUAUCGGAGGCCCGGAUGCAGAGCAGGUCACUGUUGCACCGCAAGUGUGCCGCCUCGCGCAAUGGCCCGAAAACGAUGCGCCGUGUGUCCUUGCGCCGCGCGCGCAAAUCACGCUCGUCGUGCACCAUGAAUUGCGUGUGCUGCAGCUGCAUGCACUCUUGUGCCGUGUGUGCAGCGAUAUUCCAGGCGCGCCAGCGGCCGAGAAGGCGCAUUGGAUCUCGAAAAUGUACAAGUUUCCCGUGCAGCCGCCGCCGAUUGCUGUGCGCUGCACGACGCAUACAGCGACGAGUGUUGCACAGCAACUGCAUCACGAUAUACACGUCCGCGAACGUACUGCGAUCCAAGUCCAGCUGCACAAUGUAUCGCAAAAGCCCGUGAUUGUAGAGCGCAUUGGGUUGGAUACGCGGCCUGCGGGCGAGACGUGGGACUGGGAAUUGAUCGAGGCGGACGCAGGUACGAGCAGCGCCGCACAGCAUAUGCAGCCCAAAGAUGUCUGGCAGUACAUAUUCUCCCUCAUCCCACGCCAGCCGCAGCUUGUGUCGCAUGCCCGGCGCGCCGCGCUGGCAGGCGCACCCGAAGACGCAUCGCCGGCCGGCCACGUCUCGGAGCCGCUCGGGCACAUUAUGCUGUCGUGGCGCGUGCCUGGCGCGGAUCCUGGGCGUUUGCGCGUCGGGCCCAUCAUGCGCUCGGUGCACGCUCCGCGUGUGUGCGUGUGCGGGGACAAGGAUGCGCCGGCGCUCGUGUGCACGCUGUACAUGGCCCAAGCGCCUCCGCCUGCGUUUGUGAACCAAGCGAUUGCGCUUUCGUACCGACUGACAGUGUCUGAUGUAGCCGCACACGCGCCCACGCGCACAUUCUCCUUAGUGCUUGUGCAGCGCGAGGAGCGUGCCUGGGAUGCCACGGCGCUGCUUGGACAUACUUCUACUCAGUUGCCGCCGCUCACGACGCAUACCGACGACAGUGGCACCUCCGGCGAGCUCCCUUUUUCGCUCACGCUGUUGCCGCUGCGCACGGGCAUUGUGCGCGGCGGCGCCAUGGCGCUUGCGCUCCUGUCGUUUUCCCAAGAGAAUUAUGCGCCCGUGUUAUUCGAUCCGCCGCAUAUUCUGCAUGAAUGGGAUAACAUAACGGAACUCUACGUAGCCGACGACCAGACAUAA